Molecule: messenger RNA, 4857 nt
Organism: Coprinopsis cinerea okayama7#130
Lineage: Eukaryota; Fungi; Basidiomycota; Agaricomycetes; Agaricales; Psathyrellaceae
Product: nod factor export ATP-binding protein I
Exons: 17
Coding region: 1-4857 (1618 amino acids)
Biological process (GO): lipid transport; transmembrane transport
Cellular component (GO): membrane; intracellular membrane-bounded organelle
Molecular function (GO): ATP hydrolysis activity; ATP binding; lipid carrier activity
Source: RefSeq, a predicted model, not a curated record
AUGGCUUCUCUCUUUUGGAUCCAGCUUCGUGCUCUUAUAUGGAAGAAUUGGAUUGUUCAAUGGAAGUCUCCCAUCUUAAACGUCUUUAGAGCCUUCAUUCUUCCUAUCGCGUAUGGAGCCUUCUUGGCAGCAGCUCAGCUUUUCCUGAGCGAACUUAACAACUAUGGUAUUGGCGACCCCGUCCCAAUCCAUCGGCUUGCAAACGAAUACGACGGUUCUCUUACCCUUGUCUGGGCCGAUAUCACUUCUGGCACAAGCAAUCCGACUCCCGUAGACAUCGUCAACCGUAUCACGACCGGCUUCAACGACAAGCAACUGAAGGGCAUCAAACAAGUCGACUCGGCGGCCGCGAUACUGGAAGCGUGUCCUCAGAACUUCAACCUCUUCUCACCUUGCUUUGCUGCGGUCGCAUUUCACGACAUUCCUGACGGCGGAAACUCUCCGAUCAAUUACACAAUCUAUGCCGACUCUGGUUUGAGCUACAUCAAUGUCGUCAAGCAUACCAGUGAUUUCGAAAAGAGAGUGCUGCCUCUGCAAUGGGCUAUAGAUCAGGCGAUCAUAGAGCUGCAAACAGGCGUCGAGGUCCCUACUCCUUUGGAAUGGCCAUUCACGCAAGAGACAAAUGAACAGCAGGAAACCGACGUGCGACUCAGCUACGUUCGAGCGAUUACUGACUUGCUCGUCCUAGCCUUGUUCAUCACGUUCGUCGGCAUUACCUACCAACUUCCUGGCUCAUUCGCUGGGGAAAGAGCUAAUGGCCUGACCUCCCACAUGAAGGCCAUGGGGCUUAUGGACAAAGCGCGGAUAAUCUCCUGGCACCUUAGCAUCUCCAUCACAUACCUUCCGGCGUGGAUAAUAAUUUCGAUCCUCUGGCGCUUUCGAAUCUGGGCCGAAACCAACGUCGGAAUCAUCCUUCUGGUCCAUGUCCUCUUCGGCCUCUCCCUCGCCAGCUGGUCCUUCUUCGUCGCUGCUCCUUUCGGGAAGAGUCCACAAUUGGCGGCUGUGGUAACCACGUUUUUGGCAAUCAUCCUGGCUGUAAUCGCGUUAGUUAUGAAAUCUGCGACGACUGGCACUGCCUUCAUCUUUACACUCAUUUUCCCUCCCGCAUUCUACGUGUUCGCCACCAGAGCCAUCUGUGGAUUCGAAGAUCAGCUUUUGGGAGCUAAUCUUGUCAAGAGGGACCCCGAGUUUGGGCUGUCAUUAUUACCCUUGGUUAUCGCUGCUCUUAUUGACAUUUUCCUUUGGCCAUAUCUCGCUGUACUCUGGGAGCGCCACCUAUACGAAGCAAAACUACCAAGCAGUGUCCCUUGGUGGAAGUUCUGGAAGAGGUCUCCAACUACUACCGAUGCCGCCUUGCCAAAUGAUAAGGCCAUUUCAGUGCGAAAUCUUCAAAAGGUGUAUCGCACAUCAAGAUGGAGUACCAAGGGAGGGGUAACCGCUGUCGAGAAUUUGAGUUUCGAUGUUCCCAAGACCGGCAUCUUCGUCCUUUUGGGAUCCAAUGGCGCUGGAAAGUCGACUACGAUGUCCAUUGUUGGUGGCCUCGAUGGUCAAACUGGAGGCCAGGUCAUCUUUGAAGGUGGACAUCUCCGGCCUCCUCGCGGCACCAUCGGAAUCGUCCCCCAGAAGAACGUUCUGUUCCCCGAGCUCUCGUGCCUGCAAACCCUUCGCGUGUGGAAGGCUGUGAAGUGGUCUCCUACCUCCAAUCCCACAGAAGACCUGGAGCAGCUCUUGAAGGACUGCGACUUGGGCAAAAAGAUUAAUGCGAAUGCCAACACGCUUUCCGGAGGUCAGAAGAGGAAGUUGCAGUUGGCGAUUGGAUUGCUUGGGGGUUCUAAGAUUGUAUUGGUUGAUGAAUGCACUUCCGGCGUCGAUCCACUCAGUCGACGUGCCCUUUGGCGAACUUUGACCUCGUUCCGAGACGAUCGCGCCAUUGUUUUCACUACCCAUUUCCUCGACGAAGCCGAUUUGCUCGCCGAUGAAAUCGCUAUCCUCGCCGCUCCUGGAAAGCUCGUCGCAUCCGGAUCACCGGUGGCCCUCAAACGCGACCUCGGAGAAGGAUAUUCCAUCUUCGUGACCUUCAAUCACAACAAUUCAGAGAAGGGCGAUCCUUCCCAGCACACCGGUCUCCUCGACGCCAUUCGCCCCAUCGCGCCUGAUGUUCAUUGCACGUCGCCGUCGCCAAACCAAUGCUCGUACCAACUCAAGACGAAAGAUUCGGCUGUUGUUCAACGAGUGCUCGAGCUCUUAGAAAACCAAGGUGCACAGUACAACGUCACCUCGUAUGACAUUCUCGGCACGACCAUAGAAGACAUUUUCUUGGAUCUUAUGGCACAAAAUGGUAUGCCUGUCCUGGGCUCUACCGACGACGCCGAGAAGCGCAAGUCAACUUCGACCAACGCCGCGAGCGAUUCGGCCUCCUUCAACCUAGCCGAUGGCCGACCUGUUUCGCCUUUCCGUCAAGCCCUCACCAUUUUCCACAAGCGUGUUCUCAUUGCCAAACGUAGCUGGCUCACCCCUGUCCUUACCAUCCUGGCGGCCAUCGCCGGCGCGUGUAUACCCCUUGUUUUCUUGAGGGGUCAGUCACAAUCGUGUACUCGGCCCUUGCGUGAACUCAGGCCAUUCCCAUUAUACGCGCCGUUCCUGUUCCUCGCUCAAGGAAACACAUCGACCGUCCUUGCGGAGCCUCCCGGUGUCCUCGACAUCCUCGGUCCUCAAGUCGGCCUAUUCCUGCCUGUGGCCAACGUCUCCAGCAAUGAUGCGUUCGUGGCCGAGAUCCGUCAAAAUUAUCGCAACCUCUCCUUUGGUGGUCUUUCAAUAAACGAUGAAAAUCAAGCCCUGUUCGCUUGGGAAGCAAGACCGCCUGGUUUAAAUGGACCUGUCCUCCUCAACUUGGUCACCAACGUCUUGUAUAACAGGGCGUUGGAAUCUACCGAUGGUGAUGUUCCUAGGCUCAUCCGGGCUCAGUAUACUGCGUUCCCGGGUAUUGCUGCUGGAACUUUGGUUUCGUUGAGAUGGAUCGUGUUCUUUGGCGCGAUCAUGGCUGUAUAUCCUGCGUUCUAUGCCCUCUACGUCUCUAGAGAACGAAGAUCGUCAGUCCAAGCCAUGCAACUUUCCAACGGUUUAACCGAUCCUAUUGGACUGUGGCUGGGACACCUAUUGUGGGACACGAUCAACGUUGUCAUCCUCUCGACUAUCAUUGUUAUCGCCUUUGCUGCUGCCUCUCCGGACAACUUCCAUGGCCUCGGAUUCUUGUGGUUCGUCAUGGUGCUAUAUGGCAUCACUGCCGCACUGUUCUCGUACUGUGCGUCGUUGUGGAUGUCUUCCCCUCUGGCUGCUUUCGCAGCCGUGGCUGGGUAUCAAUUUGUCGUCUUCGUUCUUUACCUCUGUGGUUACCUUCUGGUUCUCACAUACGGCGAGACGUCAAGCGCUAGCAAGGUCAUCACCAUCAUCCACUUUACCACUUCCAUUGUGGCACCUGUCUGCAGUGUGACCCGAGCCGCGCUCGUUUCAGUGAACCUUUUCCAACUCCUUUGUGACGGACGAACACCAGUGACAAACUCCUCGAUGGGCGACAUCAUGCGAUUCGGCGGGCCUAUCCUCUACCUCUUCGUAUACAUGGCUGUCCUGCUGGGCAUCCUCGUCUGGGCCGACUCCGGUUCUCAUACAACUCGCCGCCUCAACAACCUCAAAGCUCUUGUUGGCAGCGACGAGAAGCUCAGCGGCAAGGAAGACGUGGUGGUUGCAGCCGAGGAGGCCUCUCGCUCAGAUGAUUUGCUUCGCGUCCUUGGGAUCUCAAAGACGUAUGACGGACAAAAGGUUGUCAACAACGUCAACUUUAGUCUCCCACGAGACACUGUCUUUGCCUUGUUGGGUCCUAAUGGUGCUGGAAAGACUACCACGUUUAAUAUGAUUCGCGGGGAUGUUAUUCCUGACGAUGGCGACAUUCUUAUCAACGGCACUUCGGUUGUACGACACCCUCGUAGCGCUCGUGCCAAUCUCGGUGUUUGCCCACAGUUUACCGCCAUCGACUCGCAGCUCACCGUACGCGAGCACCUCCUCAUUUAUGGUCGCCUCAAGGGCCUGGACAAACAAGAGCUCUUGGAGAGCGUCGACACUGUACUGAAAGGUACUGCUCUCAUGCAAUACGCCGAUCGUCUGGCCAGCAAGCUUUCUGGAGGAAAUCAGAGGAAGGUCGCCCUCGCCAUUGCCCUGAUCGGCAAUCCUGCGGUAAUCCUCAUUGACGAGUUCUCAACUGGUAUCGACCCUAAAAUGAAGCGUGAUAUGUGGCAUACCCUUCGCAAGGUUGCCGUUGGCAAGGCUGUUAUCAUCACCACCCAUUCCAUGGAGGAAGCAUCUGCUUUGGCCAACAAGGUCGGAAUUCUGGCGAAGAAGCUACUGGCUGUUGGCACCACGGAAAGCCUUGCCUCCCGCUACGGUUCUUAUGAAGUCCACUUCACAUGCAGGAACCGCGAUGAGGUCGUUCAAGCUCGCAGUCUCAUGACCAACAUCCCAGGCGCUAAGAUGGCUGACGACGUGGCCACUCGAUUCGAAGUGCCAAUCGACUCUUCGGGAGGCAUCACCUUGGCACAAUUGUUCCGUAUCCUCUCCACACAAGGCAACUUCACCGAGUACACGGUGGAGAAGGCCACCUUGGAGAGCAUCUUCUUGAAGGUUAUUCGCGAAAACGACGUGUCAGAAGAGGAUCCUGAUGCGAAACGAAAAAGAUGUCCGAGCGAUGAAGAACCCGACGAUAGCAGCUAUGACGAGAGCGAAAAGAGUGGGGACAAUAGAUUCUGGGAGGACGCCAAACAGAAGGGGUUCCAGAGUGAGGAUAAUCGGGACUGUGGCCAGGUCUGA